CUGGGGGGGGGGGGGGGGGGGCCGCCACCUCGCACCCCGGUGACAGCGGCCGCUCCCCGCUCCCCGCUCCCCGCUCCCGGCCCGGCGCCAGCAGGAAGGGGAGGGACCGUCCGCCGGGACAGGCGGCUGCGGGGCCCCGCUGCAGCGCCGGGAACCGGGAAACCGGGAGCCGUCCUUCCCGCUCCGCCGCCGCCCGGCCGCCAUGUUGGAGCCCGGGGCCCCCGCCGCGCCCGAGGGGCAUGGUGACAAGGCAAAUGAAGCUUCUUCAAAAUUGGAAGAGAAAAAAGCAGAAGCAGCAGAGAAGAAACCAGCAAGUGCUGAUGUCAGCCAACCCCCUAAAACACAGGCAAGUGGAGCACCUUCUGCUGCUAAGCAGUCCCCCUCUGCCGAUGCAUCAAAACCAGAAAUUAUGAAGCCAUCUGAAACAAAGUCUGCACCAACAACCAAAACAGAAUCUGGAAAAAACACACAGCCAACCCAGACAAAAACCCAAACCUCACCUUCUGUGACAACUUCUAGACCAAAUGGUACGGGACAAGUAACUACAACUCAGGCUGACCAGCCUCCACAAACAACCUGCACAGAUACACCAAAGCCUAAGUCUGAGAAGAUGUCCAUGGUAGCUGAUGCAGGUGCAGCUGGUGUAGGUGUGGCUGCUGCAGCUGAGAAGUCAAGUACUGAGCCUAGUAUGGAUGAGUCGGCACUUGAUAGCCUAAUAGAUACCCUUGGUGGACCUGAAGAAGAUGUGCCUACAAGCCCUGUUUACACUGGUCCGGAAGUUACGGAAGAUAUAUCUUCAAGAUACUUGGAAGAAAUGGGUAAACGGGAAGGUAGUCUUCCUCCAGAGUAUGUUAAAUUGUUGAAGGGCAAAGGGGAUUACAAAGAUGGAGUCCCACCAAAAGUAGAUGAACGAGAUGAAAAGCCAAUGACAGAUGAUGAGCUUGCAGAGGCCCUGUCAUCUGACUUUACCUGUAGUACUGCUUCUGCUGAAGAAAAGAAGACAAGUCUGACAAAGGAUGCAAGUAAGGAAGGAGAAAUCGUGCAAGCACAAGCUGCAAGUUCAGUCAAGACCUCAGUUCCUCCUAAGGAGAAGAAAAAAUCAAAAGAGGAAAUUAAAGAGGAUGCAGUGGAAGCUCUUCUUGAUACUCUUGGUGGACCUGAACCUGAACCUGAAGAAGAUCUUACCCCUGUUGUAGAGGUGUCAGAGGCAAAAGCUAAAGAGAAAAAAGAACAAAAGGCUGGAGAACGUGAUGAUACGAUACCUCCAGAAUACAGGCUAACACCAGAGUUGGAUAAAGAUGGAAAACCAGUAUUGCCGAAGCCUGAAGAAAAACCUAAGCCUUUGAGUGAAUCUGAUCUUGUUGAUGAAUUCUCGAAAGACUUUGCCUGCCCUGCGCAGCCUGCAGUACAGUCCAAACCAUCGAAGCCCAGCAGCACACCCAAAAAGCCUUCAGAUCCUGUGUCUGCAAAAACUACUGAGGACGAAGUAGUCCCUCGUGCCACAGCUUGCACGGUGCAGUCUUCAGCUCCGUCAUCUGUGUCUUCAGUUGUUCACGUGGCAGAUGAAGCGCUGGAAGCCUUGUCCAGUAGCCUUGGAAAGAGGGAGCCUGAUCCAGACGAGAAGAAACCUGCUGUGGACAAAGUCAAGGAAAAAAACAAACAGGAGCAACGCAAAAAACUGGGUGAAGACGAAGAAACAAUUCCUCCAGAGUACAGAUUAACAGAAGCAAAAGAUAAAGAUGGAAAACCGCUCUUAGCAAAACCGGAAGAAAAGGCCCAGCCUAUGAGUGAAAAUGAUCUUUUAGAGGGUUUGACAGAAGGAUUUUCCUAUUCUCCAUCACCAUCUGCACCAUUACCUACACCAACUGUAAUAAAGAGGACCAAGGAGAGGGAAGAGCCCGCGGGCUGCUCGGCCGUGGUCUCUGCAGUGCACUCAGCAGCUCCUCCAGCUUCUACCUCCGGAGGAAAAGAGAUGGCUGAAGCCUUGGAUCUCCUGUCUGAUUCCUUGGGACAGAGGGAACCUGACCCUGAUGAGAACAAACCGGUUGUGGAUAAAGUAAAGGAAAAGGCGAAGUCUGAACACAGAGACAAACUUGGAGAAAGAGAUGAUACUAUCCCACCCGACUAUCAAAAACUUCUGGAGUCAGGUGAGCAGGGUAAACCAGUGAAACCAACAGCAAAGGAUGAUGUGAAACGCAAAGAAGAAAAGAAGCCCGCGGAUGACUCUGCAGCUAUUGAUGCGCUGUCAGGUGACUUUGAUACUUGUGCAAAGGCUCCUGCCACACCACAGCACUCAAAGUGUAGGACAAAAGUGGAAAGGAAACCGUCACCACUAAACCAACCCCAAAGGAUAAAGGAAAACGCAAAAACCCUAAAACGGCAAAGGGAGAGUCCUCCAGCAAGAAAUCUGAGAAGCAGAAAACAGGCUAAACGUUAACAUUACUGGGAUCUUGGCGCAUCGUGCGAAACGUCGUCUUUCUGUUGGUGGACAAUCAUUCACAAAGAACAAGAGCUGAUGCAAAAAAAGCAUGUGGUUAUUCCGGGUGGUUGUUGUAGAGUGAUACCUGCUGGACUUUUUUCCUAUUUUCUUUUUUCCCGGUAGUAGAGUAAGGUGUUUCGGGUUUUUUCCAUAGCCAUUCAUUUUAUUAUCCUCAUAUACUUUGACUUUUUUAAAUUUUCUUCAGUUUUCAGAGGGAAAGAAUGCUUUAUAUUUGCAAGAAAUAUAUUUCAUAAAUGAACAGCAAUGCCAAAAAAAAAAAAAAAAAAAAAAAAAAAUUCUGCAGACUUUUGCACAUAACCUCCACAGAGUGCCUGUAAAUCUCAGAAGAAUUUGUAUGUGCUUGCAUUUUGAACAUUGCAGUGAAUGCAUUAAGUAUUCUGGAACAUGAUGAGCUUUAGUUACCUUCAGCUCACCUCAGCCUGGCUGUGCGGCGUUUCCUGGUUGGAAACCAGAGGUAAGCUGUGAGUAGCUAAAGGAUGAAAAACUGGGGAUUUAUCGCUUCAUCAAGCGCAUCUAGCAAUUUAGAGCAGGUAUUUUGGAUGCUGCCUUAACUAGUUAGAACAACCAAAAUACACCGAAUAAGGAUUCUUUUUUUUUUUUUUUUUUAAUUAUUAUUAUUAUUUCCGAUCGUAUCUGUACUGUUACCUCGUAAUUUCAGGAGUCUCCUGGACUGAACAAACACAAAUCCUAGUGCAGCAGUGACACCGUUACCGUCACGGAGGAGAAGUAAAGGAGGACCACGAGCCUGAGCGGAGAUCAAAGGGACGUUCAGGUCGGCAGGCGGACUUUUCCUUCUCUUGUUUCUUUUGUGUAGCCGGCCCCGCUUCUCGUCCCCCCCCCCCGGCAGGGAGCUGGCUCAGCACAAGGUGCUGCCCCGCGUGUUUCCCCCGGCGCCCCGUGCCCCCCGGGACAGCCCCCCUGCACGUCCCCCCACGCGCGGUGCUCCGCCGGCGGCGGGGGGGGGAGGCUCACCCCGACCUUCGGCGCCGGAGUCUGGCUCGGGUGCGUCGGCGCUGCGGACGGAGGCAGCCCGGGGAUUUCAGUUGGGGAUAUUGAGACUUUCGACUGUGCUGCGCAGUCUGUACCGAGAACCUGUGUCACACUAAUAAAAGUUUUUAAGCAUGCA
Tyto alba (common barn owl) is the source of this 3626-nucleotide messenger RNA. RefSeq names its product calpastatin (gene CAST). The coding region runs from base 203 to 2437 and encodes 744 amino acids. Lineage: Eukaryota; Metazoa; Chordata; Aves; Strigiformes; Tytonidae. The transcript has 29 exons. Gene Ontology annotation, molecular function: calcium-dependent cysteine-type endopeptidase inhibitor activity. The record is from RefSeq and is a predicted model, not a curated record. Gene Ontology annotation, cellular component: cytoplasm.